GCCUGUUUAAAGAUGCUGAAUGACAUUAAAAUCGAGGAUCGUCUGCGGACUGACGCCUGCUCUCUGGAGGUUAUGAUCGGUGAGUCUGUGUUGUUUCGGGCCGUGUGCGAGGGCUGCGCCCGGAUCAUCUCAGACCGCUUUCUGAUGCGGGUCAACGACGCGUCCUGGCACGAGGAGUGCCUGCAGUGCGCCGCGUGCCAGCAGCCGCUCACCGCCACCUGCUACUUCAGGGACACCAAACUGUACUGCAAGAGCGACUACCAGCAGUUGUUUUCCACUAAGUGCAGCGGCUGUCUGGAGAAGAUAGCACCCACAGAGCUGGUAAUGCGAGCUCUGGAGAGUGUUUACCACCUGAGCUGCUUCUACUGCUGUGUCUGCGAGCGCCAGCUGUGCAAAGGAGACCAGUUUGUUCUGAAAGAAGGUCAGCUGCUGUGCAAGAGUGACUAUGAGAGAGAGAGGAAGCUGCUCAGCUCUGUCAGUCCAGACAACUCAGACUCAGACAAGAGUGAGGAUGAGGAUCUGAAUGUGAAGUCAGAGAAGAGCCCUGCAGCAGGGAAAGGCAACGAUGACGGCAAAGACCCCCGCCGGCCCAAACGACCACGCACAAUCCUCACCACCCAGCAGAGGAGAGCCUUCAAGGCCUCCUUUGAGGUCUCCUCCAAACCCUGCAGAAAGGUGAGAGAGACCCUGGCUGCAGAGACAGGACUCAGUGUUCGUGUGGUCCAGGUCUGGUUCCAGAACCAGAGAGCAAAGAUGAAGAAGCUAGCUCGCAGACAUCAGCAACAGCAGGAGCAGCACAGCAACCAAAGGCUAGGCCAAGAGGUGAUAUCAGGCUGUAUGGAGGGUCUGCUCAGUUCCUACUCAGGACCUCUACCUCCAAACCAGCAGCAGCACCUGGUGACCAUGGAGCACAACGGCUACAACACUGACCCCUUCCAGCAGGGCCUCACCCCACCUCAGAUGCCUGGCGACCACAUGAACCCCUACGGUACUGACUCCUUUGUCCACGACAUCGACAGCGACACCUCUCUGACAAGUCUAAGCGACUGCUUCAUGGCCAACACAGACGCAGGCUCCUUGCAGGCUCGGGUGGGGAACCCCAUUGACCGUCUGUACUCAAUGCAGAGCUCCUACUUUGCCUCCUGA
Seriola dumerili (greater amberjack) is the source of this 1146-nucleotide messenger RNA. Its product is annotated as LIM homeobox transcription factor 1-beta.1-like. Gene Ontology annotation, biological process: neuron differentiation; regulation of transcription by RNA polymerase II. Gene Ontology annotation, molecular function: DNA-binding transcription factor activity, RNA polymerase II-specific; RNA polymerase II transcription regulatory region sequence-specific DNA binding. The coding region runs from base 13 to 1146 and encodes 377 amino acids. Gene Ontology annotation, cellular component: nucleus. NCBI's taxonomy places the organism in Eukaryota, Metazoa, Chordata, Actinopteri, Carangiformes, Carangidae. The transcript has 8 exons. The record is from RefSeq and is a predicted model, not a curated record.